Peromyscus eremicus (cactus mouse) is the source of this 2166-nucleotide messenger RNA. RefSeq names its product heat shock transcription factor 1 (gene Hsf1). The transcript is spliced from 14 exons. NCBI's taxonomy places the organism in Eukaryota, Metazoa, Chordata, Mammalia, Rodentia, Cricetidae. The record is from RefSeq and is a predicted model, not a curated record. Gene Ontology annotation, biological process: regulation of DNA-templated transcription. Gene Ontology annotation, molecular function: DNA-binding transcription factor activity; sequence-specific DNA binding. Bases 227 to 1891 code for a protein of 554 amino acids.
GCCAGUGAAGUGGGCGGGGCAGGUCACGGCGCCUGCGCACAGGGCAUACAGGUCCAGCCCUAACGAGAGCGCGCCGGUCGCAAGAUGGCUGCGGCCAUGCGAGGCUUUGCUGUGUGUGCGCAGGGGACGGCUGAGCGGCCCGGACGGCAGGGACAGCGACGACAUUAGCUCAUCCCCCAGCCACUCUUCCAGAACGCCAUCCCAGCCUCCGCCAGCUUCGUCCGAGAUGGAUCUGGCUGUGGGCCCCGGUGCAGCGGGGCCCAGCAACGUCCCGGCCUUCCUAACCAAGCUAUGGACCCUCGUGAGCGACCCGGACACCGACGCGCUCAUCUGCUGGAGCCCGAGUGGGAACAGCUUCCACGUGUUUGACCAGGGCCAGUUUGCCAAGGAGGUGCUGCCCAAGUACUUCAAGCACAACAACAUGGCCAGCUUCGUGCGGCAGCUCAACAUGUAUGGCUUCCGAAAAGUAGUCCACAUUGAGCAGGGUGGCCUGGUCAAGCCUGAGAGGGAUGACACCGAGUUCCAGCAUCCAUGUUUCCUGCGUGGCCAGGAACAGCUCCUUGAGAACAUCAAGAGGAAAGUGACCAGCGUGUCCACUUUGAAGAGUGAGGACAUAAAAAUACGCCAGGACAGUGUCACCAGGCUGUUGACGGAUGUGCAGCUGAUGAAGGGGAAACAGGAGUGUAUGGACUCCAAGCUCCUGGCCAUGAAGCACGAGAACGAGGCCCUGUGGCGGGAGGUGGCCAGCCUGCGGCAGAAGCAUGCCCAGCAGCAAAAAGUUGUCAACAAGCUCAUUCAGUUCCUGAUCUCACUGGUGCAGUCGAACCGGAUCCUGGGGGUGAAGAGAAAGAUCCCUCUGAUGUUGAGCGACAGCACCUCGGCACACUCUGUGCCCAAGUAUGGCCGACAGUACUCCCUGGAGCAUGUCCAUGGUCCUGGCCCAUACUCAGCUCCAUCUCCAGCCUACAGCAGCUCUAGCCUUUACACCUCUGAUGCUGUCACCAGCUCUGGACCCAUAAUCUCCGAUAUCACUGAGCUGGCUCCUACCAGCCCUUUGGCAUCCCCAGGCAGGAGCAUAGAUGAGAGGCCGCUGUCCAGCAGCACCCUGGUCCGCGUCAAGGAAGAGCCUCCCAGCCCACCUCGGAGCCCUCGAGUACUGGAGGCAAGCCCUGGGCGCCCAUCCUCCAUGGAUACACCUUUAUCCCCAACUGCCUUCAUUGACUCCAUCCUUCGAGAGAGCGAGCCGACCCCUGCUGCCUCAAACACAGCCUCUAUGGAUACAACCGGAGCCCAUGCCCCUGCACCCCCAGCCCCCUCUAUUCCUGAGAAGUGCCUCAGCGUAGCCUGCCUAGACAAUUUGGCUCGCGCUCCACAGAUGUCUGGGGUCGCCCGCCUCUUCCCCUGCCCCUCCUCUUCCUUUCUGCAUGGCCGAGUCCAGCCAGGGAACGAGCUCAGUGAUCACUUGGAUGCCAUGGACUCCAACCUGGACAACCUGCAGACCAUGCUGACAAGCCACGGCUUCAGCGUGGACACCAGCGCCCUGCUGGACCUGUUCAGCCCCUCGGUGACCAUGCCCGACAUGAGCCUGCCUGACCUGGACAGCAGCCUGGCCAGCAUUCAGGAUCUCCUAUCUCCCCAAGAGCCCCCCAAGCCUAUUGAGGCAGAGAACAGUAACCCUGACUCAGGGAAGCAGCUGGUGCACUACACGGCUCAGCCCCUGUUCCUGCUGGACCCUGACGCCGUGGACACAGGGAACAGCGAACUGCCUGUGCUCUUUGAGCUAGGGGAAAGCUCCUACUUCUCCGAGGGGGAUGACUACACGGACGACCCCACGAUUUCUCUUCUGACGGGCUCUGAACCCCCCAAAGCCAAAGACCCCACUGUCUCCUAGAGGUCCCAGGAGUGGUCAGGAUGGCUUGUGGCUGGCUCCCAACCUACCCCUAGGACAUGGAUGGUCCAGGGCAUCCUAGGUCAAGCUACCACAACUGUAGUGGAGCAUAGAUGGGGCUUGGGCCUGGACAGUGCCUCAGGUCAAGAGAAAGGUCCUGAGGGCUGGAUACCUGCUGCCUUCACCCCAGCCCCAGGUCUGUUUUCUGUGUUGGAGCUUCCCAGCCACACUUGGACUGACUCUGCAGGUUGUUCAUAAAAUUGUAUUUUGGAUUUUUA